Messenger RNA from Galdieria sulphuraria, 993 nucleotides. Its product is annotated as [pt] ABC transporter, heme transport, transmembrane. Gene Ontology annotation, molecular function: heme binding. Gene Ontology annotation, biological process: cytochrome complex assembly. Gene Ontology annotation, cellular component: plasma membrane. Lineage: Eukaryota; Rhodophyta; Bangiophyceae; Galdieriales; Galdieriaceae. The record is from RefSeq and is a predicted model, not a curated record. Bases 8 to 922 code for a protein of 304 amino acids. The transcript has a single exon.
AAUAAAUAUGUUAGCUUUAACUAUGAAUCUAAAUUAUCAAAUCGAUAACUAUUGUUUAAAUAUAAGUUUUUUAUCUUUAUUUAUAAGCAUGAUCUGUUAUUGGUUAAUCAUAGCUUUUCCUAAGAAAACAUUUUUUCUAAAAUUUGCUCAUUUUGAGGUAAGUUUAGCAAAUAUUUUAUUGGUUUACUUAUUAGCGUAUCGCUGGUUAAAAUAUUCAUAUUUCCCAUUAAGUAACUUAUAUGAAUCAUUACUUUUUUUAAGUUGGAGUUUAACUACUAUACAAUUAAUAUUAGAAUUUAAAUUUAAACACAAGCUUAUAGGGGCCAUAGCUAGUCCUGUAGGGACUUUAACUUUAGCUUUUUCUAGCUUCUUAUUACCAAAAUAUAUGCAAGAAGUCUCUCCAUUAAUACCAGCUUUAAAAUCCAAUUGGUUACUUAUGCAUGUAAGUGUGAUAUUAAUCAGUUAUGCUAUGUUACUAAUAGGGUCACUCUUGUCAAUUUUGUUUCUUCUUUUAUCUCGUAAUACUAAAUUAAACUACACGAAAAAUAAUAAUUUAACUACAACCUAUAAUGAUACAUUAAUUUUAAAAAAUGAAGAUAAACUAAAUUUAUUAACUACUAUUGACAAUUUAAGUUACAGAAUUAUUGGUUUAGGCUUUCCUUUUCUAACAAUAGGUAUUAUCUCUGGCGCAGUAUGGGCAAAUGAAGCAUGGGGGUCAUAUUGGAGCUGGGAUCCUAAAGAAACUUGGGCUCUAAUUACAUGGAUUAUUUUUGCUAUAUAUUUACAUACAAGAAUCAAUAAAUCAUGGCAAGGAGAAAAAUCUGCUGUAGUAGCAGGUUUAGGAUUUGUAGUAGUUUGGAUAUGCUAUUUAGGAGUAAAUUUUUUAGGUAAAGGUUUGCAUAGUUAUGGUUGGUUUUUAUGAUUUUUUUAUAUAAUGAAUAAGAAUACAGAUAAUAUAUAUCUUAUAUAUUGGAUAAAUAUAUGUUAAUAUCA